This is a messenger RNA of Cheilinus undulatus (humphead wrasse), 3081 nucleotides long. It is a transcript of the gene azin1b, whose product is annotated as antizyme inhibitor 1b. Gene Ontology annotation, biological process: positive regulation of polyamine transmembrane transport; negative regulation of protein catabolic process. The record is from RefSeq and is a predicted model, not a curated record. Gene Ontology annotation, molecular function: ornithine decarboxylase activity; ornithine decarboxylase activator activity. Bases 407 to 1702 code for a protein of 431 amino acids. Gene Ontology annotation, cellular component: cytoplasm. The transcript is spliced from 11 exons. Lineage: Eukaryota; Metazoa; Chordata; Actinopteri; Labriformes; Labridae.
CCCAUCAGCCGACAGAGAAGACGCAGUUCAACCGACUCUCGUCCUUCGUAUAAACAUAUGGCAAAAACAGCCUUCUUUCUUUCUUUCAUCGUUGUGCCCACUACUCUUUAAAAAUUCCGCCGAAAAAGAGAAGACGAUUUUCCAAAACAUUCUGGCCGUUAUCUCACGGCUCCCCUGUCUCUGCACAGGUGUAUGAGCGCUACCCAGAGGGCCUAGGGGCGGCUCUUUACCGGGAGCACUUUGACUUCAACGCUGAGCCGCCUUGGGAUCCUAGCUGAUAGCAGGACAGGUCCAUCUCCCGACUUGUCCAUUUUGUUGCAUACCGGCAGGACCCAUUGGCUCAGUCGUGACCCUUGACUUGCUUAUCUGAUCUUUAUGAUUGUCGGCUUAGCGGAAUACGGUUGAGAUGAAAGGACUCGCUGACAAACCCAGCUACAUCAUUGAACUCCUGGAGGGAGGAGUGACUCUUGAUGAUGUCAUUGAUGGACACAUCUGCGAACAGACUCUGGUGGAGAAGAGUGCAUUUGUGGUGGGGGACCUUGGUGCCCUGAUGCAGCAGCAUGUGUGCUGGCAGAGUGUGGUGCCACAGCUGCAGCCGUACUACCCAGUCAAGUGCAACAGCAGCCCCGCUGUCAUUGAAGUGCUAGCCUCCCUGGGCCUUGGCUUCGUUUGCACCAACAAGGCUGAAAUGAGCUUGGUGUUGGAGCAUGGUGUAUCACCAGAAAACAUCAUUCUGUCUGGUGUGUGCAAGCAGCUGGCACACAUCAAGCACGCUGCCAAGAACAACAUUCAGCAUCUUGUGUGUGAAAAUGAGGCAGAGUUGUCCAAGAUUUCCCGCCUGCACCCCAAUGCAAAGUUGCUGCUGCAAUUAAGCACCAAGGCCCACGCAGCAGAGACCAGCAUGGCCUUUGGCUUCUCUCUGAAGAGUUGCCGACACCUGCUGGAAGCAGCCAAGGAGAUGGGGGUCCAAGUGGUUGGGGUUACGUUCCAGAUCCCCAGCUCCUGCCAGGACCUGCAGGAAGCCUACACCCAUGCACUGUCAGAUGCCCGCUGUGUGUUUGAUAUGGGAGCGGAUCUGGGCUUUAACAUGAACAUCCUGGACAUUGGUGGUGGAUUUACUGGCUCAGAGUUUCAGCUCAAACAGGUUGAGUCUGCAGUCAGGCCGUGGCUGGAUGCGUACUUCAGCCCUCUGUCUGGUGUUCAAGUGUUGGCCCAGCCUGGCAGCUUCUACGUGGCCUCGGCAUUCAGCCUGGCUGUCAAUGUGAUCGGCAAAAAGGCAGCAGCUCCUCAAUGGGACAGCCUCACUCAAAGCGAGAACAAUGAAGAUGCAGAGUUCCUGUACUACAUGAAUGAGGGUGUUUAUGGUCCAUUCAGCCGCAAGCUGUUGGGAAACACCAUCACUGCCCCGUCUGUACACAAGCAUGCGCUGUGUGCCGAGGAGGCGGUGUAUCCCAGCAGCCUGUGGGGCCCAUCACUGGACCAACUGGACUGUGUGGUGGAGCGCUGUCUGUUGCCUGAACUCAGUGUGGGGGACUGGCUUCUCUUCUCUAACAUGGGGGCGUGCGGCCUGGAGGAGUUAAGCUCCUCCCAGCUGCCCGUUUAUUACACUGUCUCCACCUGUGACUGGUACGAAAUGCAGGAGGCCGGUGUGGCUCUGGACAGCGCCGUGAAGAAUUUCUCCAUGGUCCAGUACAGUGCGUAACUACCCUCUGCUCCUGUCCCAUAUUAUAUUGCACGUCCUCCUUAGCCUCUGCUUUCACCAUGUGAGAAGAGGGGUCAGUGGGGCAUAUGGGACAGGGCGCUAAAUAUGGUCAACAUUCCAGCCACGUUGGAAAAUGCAGUGUGUCCGAUUAUUUCUUCCAGGAAUUUGACUUUUUUACCUCUCAAAAUUGAUUAAACAUGGUUGCAGAAUACCUCAAAUAUCUAAAAUCCAAUCUGGAAGAUAAAACGUCUCGAUUUCACUCCUCCCUCUCACGGACUCUGAAUAGUUGUCAGCUUCAAGAACUCUAGCCCAAGCUCAAAUGACAUUAUGCAACAAAAUGGACGACUCUUUGGAGAUGGGACCCCUCAACGUGUUUGGGGUGGUUUUUGUUUCCUAAAUCAAAUCCAGUUUACAAAAUGUACAAUUAAUUUGAAUCAUGUUCACUAUUGAUUACCUGUUGACAGUUGUGUAAAUCCUGUGUCCGAUCGACUCCAAUACAUUUGUCUGUAGAUGAUUUUUGAAGUGUUUAAAGAAUCAAUGCCUCAUGUGGAUUCUGUACUGCAGACCCUUCACUUUGCAUAGUUUAAACAGAAAUUAAGAUAAUGAUGUAACCUCUUUCUUUAUUGCAGCUCACCUCGAUGCAUUUUUAUUUAUUGGAUUCAGAUACUACUGGGGCAUAUUUAAAGCUCCAUCUUUAAGUGUGUUUUGCCCAGGUGUUAUGCUGUGGCCCAUCUAACAGUGUUUUUCUGAUAAGAUAUUGAUGUGUUUUUUAACGCUACAUGGAUUACGUGUGCUGUGAUUUCCAUUUGUGACCUCAGUGGUGUCCCUUUACUCAAAAAGGCAUGAUCCAACCCGAUGCACUCCUUGCCUCUAAUAGAGAGGGGUCAAUCAGGUUUAAGAUGCACAAAAUCUUUUGUAGGUUAAAAAAAAAUGUGAUAUUGAACAACACAGCCCUGGUUUUCCAGAUCUUCAUUGAAGGAUUGGUCCUUGGUGGAUCUGGAAACCCAGAAAAGGAGCGGUUUUUGGUGACACAAAUUCCUUUGUGGCUAAUGUGGAUGUGAAAGACCUGCUAGUUGUACACAGACCUCUCUGAGGCAGUGCAGACAAAAAGCCAGACGUUUCCUCAUGCCUCUCUGAAGUUAUGAGGGAAAUAAUGCACAGUCUCAUGUACAGCUAAAUGUCUCAUGUUAAAUAAUAUUAAAGGUGACCUGACUUAACUGCAGUUUUUGAAGAAUCCUGCCCUCGUGUGUUACAAUUGAAUAAUGUAUUAAUUACUUGCUUGUCUAAGGCACUAAUGGACCAUAGCCUGUUUUUGACUGUAAAUUGUGCUUGUUAAAGUGAUGAAAGUGAUUAAUUUAAUACAUUUCUGACUGAAAUCA